AAUGGUUUUGCAUAUUCCAAAUUUUUUAAUAAAAGGUGUUGUUUUCUCUUGGAUGGGAUAUUUAACAUACUAAUAUUUUUAGUAAGAUUUACAAAUAUAUUAAUUAGAAUGUAUCGAUUAGAUCAAUAAACUAAGAAAUUAGAUGCAUAUAUUAAGUAAGAGUAGAGAAUUAUUUAAUUAGAAAUAAGGCUUUGAAUGGAGAGAAAAUAGAAAUCCCAGAAGAGCUCUAAUAAGCAAAAUUAUAUUAAGAAAAUCAUUGUAAUUAAUUAAAUUAUACAGAUGGACAGAAGCUUUUAGAGAGAAUGAAAACUCAACAUGUUUUAGAGGAAUAAGUGAAAUAUGCAAUAGCAUAGAAGAAAGAACUGAGACAAAAAUUAGUUAGUGAAAGCAAUGAAAAAGAAGUAGAGUAAUUAGAAUAAGAAUUAUUAUAAUUGAAUUAAUUGUUCUCAAAAAUCUAAUCAAAGAAUGUGCCUAAAGAUUGAUGU
This is a messenger RNA of Paramecium pentaurelia, 485 nucleotides long. The record is from the annotation of a GenBank genome assembly. NCBI's taxonomy places the organism in Eukaryota, Ciliophora, Oligohymenophorea, Peniculida, Parameciidae.